This is a messenger RNA of Candidozyma pseudohaemuli, 1443 nucleotides long. RefSeq lists its product as uncharacterized. The transcript has a single exon. Gene Ontology annotation, molecular function: transmembrane transporter activity. Gene Ontology annotation, biological process: transmembrane transport. The record is from RefSeq and is a predicted model, not a curated record. Gene Ontology annotation, cellular component: membrane. Lineage: Eukaryota; Fungi; Ascomycota; Pichiomycetes; Serinales; Metschnikowiaceae. Bases 1 to 1443 code for a protein of 480 amino acids.
AUGCCUUCUACAAUCACAAAGUCGCUCGUUCUCCUCCUGUGUACCUUUUUGGGCCUUGUUUGCGGUACCUUGUAUCUAUACUCGUCUUACUCGCCCCAGUUGGCCCAAAGACUCAACUACCUGGCUACAGACUCUUCCUUGAUAGCACUCUGUGGAUCACUAGGUGUUGCCGUGACGGGACCCGUGGCUGGAGUUGUUGUCGACCGCAAGGGAUACUCGGUCAGUUUGUUCAUAGGCGGAACUUCCAUCUGUUUGGCGUAUUAUGGCCUCAAACGGCAAUACUCCCAGGCCUUGUCCAGCUUAUGGUACCUGUGCUUCUUGCUAUUUAGCGUGGGACUGGGGUCCACCUUCAUCAAUUCAGCAUGCCUCAAAUGCUGUGCCGUGCUGUUUCCCAAUAUCAGAGGCGUGGCCACGUCGCUCCCUUUGGCAUUGUACGGCUUGUCGGCGAUGUUUUACUCCGUCGUCGCGUCCGUGUACUAUCCCGGUGAUACCUCGGGCUUUCUCGGCUUCUUGAUUUUGUCUGUGGGCGUGAUAACCGUCAUCUGCUCGCCGCAAUUGAUGCUUUGUGACUUUAGAGACUUGCUGCCGAAGCGCCACAGAGCCAGCAACUCCGAGAUCAUCCAAUUGACUACGAUCGGACAAAAAAUUGACUCUGAGCCAAUCAAGUACCACGGCCUCCAUCAUAAUUCAGAGCUCUCCGGUUUCGAGUUGCUACGAAACCCCCGCUUUUGGCUCCUUUUCAUUGCCACUGGCGCUUUUGCAUCGCUAGGCCAAAUGUACAUCUACACCGUCGGCUAUAUGGUCAAGGCAUUGGUCACCAACACGUUCACGACGCCGGUUGACCCUACUGCAGAGUACGUCCCCAUGGAGGUCGUCAUCCAGCAGGAACAGCAGGUUCAAGUGGGCCUUUUGUCUGUCGCCAAUUGUGUGGGCCGCCUUCUGGCCGGCAUUUUAGGUGACAUUAUUAGUCAGAGUUUCAGGAAACCCCGUGGAUGGCUUUUGUUUAUCCCCGGCAUCGGCCUUGUGGCAACACAGAUCAUGGGCUUGAGUAUCACCGAUCCGCAUAAUCUAGAGUGGGCCUCCAUGCUUCAGGGCUUUUUCUACGGUUUCACGUUUUGCAUAAUGCCAAUUAUCGUCGGAGAUGUUUUCGGAAUGGAGAACUUCUCAGGAAACUGGGGUCUCGUGGGAAUGUCCCCGAUCGUCCCUUCCUUCUUCUUCACCAACCACUUUGGUAAGGUUUACGACAGACACACUGUCAUGUCCGAAUUGGGGGUGACAGUUUGCAGUCUUGGCAACGGUUGCUACAGACAGGUGUACAAGCUCACAUUAGGCGUCAGCGUUUUGGCAAUUCUUGUUGUGGCGACAUUUAAUUUUGGCGAACGCUACCUUGCAAGCCGCUCUCUAUACCAGAAACGAGCCGGCAUCAAGCCCGAGAAGCAGUAG